GGACACUAAAAGCCCGACCCAACCCUAAUCACCCCUAGUUUGAAUCCUUCCCAUCCCACAAACAAGUGCUCGAAUAUCAAAAUUGCAUUUUUGCCUCCCCUUCUCAGUUCUCAAUUCUCGUUUCCUCUUGCUAGUAUCUUAAAAAAUAAAAUUAACAACUUGGGGUCUUUUUUGGUCCACUGGUACUUUUUAGAGCAAAUCAUUAGGUGGGUUUUUAAUUUUUGGGUUUUUCGGUAAAUAGAGAGAUUGAUGGUAAAAAUGGAGAUUGAAAGAUUACUGAGAGUGACAUGGGUAGCUGCAAUUCUACCCAUAUUAAUCGCUUCUUUCCCAUCUUCAUAUCUCAAUUCUUUCCAUCACACUCUUCUUGUUUUUGCUGGUCGUGGCAAGAUCUUGCAGUCUUCGUCUCGUUUCAGUAAACUCACAGUUCCCCAGAGAUUCUUCUCUCAUUUUUAUGUGUUGGCUGUGGUAUGGACCUCAUUAUUGCUUCUCACUACUUGGGCAUAUGCACAUAAAAUCGGAACAUUGGUUUCUGAGUCAACAUCCCACUCUAGUGUUGCCAGUUACUUGACUGGAGGCUCACAUAUUUUAUCCAUUCAUAAAGCACAUUCAACUGCAUUGGAGCACAACUUCAGCGUUUGGCGAUCAGUCUUUCUUCUUUUAUUGAUGGAAGCUCAAGUAUUUCUUCGCCUAUACGAGUCACUACGCGUAUUUAAUUACAGUGGUACAGCUCGUAUGCAUAUCUUGGGAUAUUUGACGGGUUUCUUCUUCUACACGGCAGCACCACUGUCCCUUUCCUGCAAUUGUGCACCAGAGGCGUAUUCCUUUGUAGCAAACAGAGUUUCUGAAUUCAUUGUGAAUGGAAAGAAUCACAUGCCGCCUCUUGAAUUUCAUUGGUUGGAAUAUCUCAGUCCUCUUCUGAAGCUUGGUUGGCUCCAAUGGAUAGGAGCAGUCAUUUUUUUCUUUGGUUGGCUUCAUCAGCGUCGCUGUCAUGCCAUUCUUGGAAAUUUGCGGGAAGUGAAGGAACAAGCUAAUGAUUACCGAAUCCCUCAUGGUGACUGGUUCGAGAUUGUUUCUUGUCCACAUUAUCUUGCUGAGAUUGUUAUAUAUGCCGGGCUUGUGGUUGCUAGCGGAGGCCUAGAUCUGACACUGUGGUUAAUAUUUGCAUUUGUGGUGGUCAAUCUUGUAUUUGCAGCAGCAGAGACGCACAGGUGGUAUCGGCAAAAAUUUGACAACUACCCAAACAAUCGCUAUGCUAUUAUACCCUUUGUUUAUUGACAAUCAUAAUGUUACAUUUGUUUUUUGAUCCAUAUGAGCCACGAAGGCAGUACAUAAUGUUACAUUUGUGCUGAUAAACUACUGAAGAAUGUUUAUGAAAUCAGGUUGUAACUCUCAUUUUAAGAGAAAUAGUGUAUAGAAAUAUGCUCACAGUUUAUGAACUUC
Messenger RNA from Beta vulgaris subsp. vulgaris (sugar beet), 1440 nucleotides. RefSeq names its product polyprenol reductase 2. Bases 250 to 1275 code for a protein of 341 amino acids. The transcript has 6 exons. The record is from RefSeq and is a predicted model, not a curated record. Gene Ontology annotation, molecular function: 3-oxo-5-alpha-steroid 4-dehydrogenase activity. Lineage: Eukaryota; Viridiplantae; Streptophyta; Magnoliopsida; Caryophyllales; Amaranthaceae. Gene Ontology annotation, biological process: polyprenol catabolic process; dolichol-linked oligosaccharide biosynthetic process. Gene Ontology annotation, cellular component: endoplasmic reticulum.